AAAAGUAAAGUUAUAUCCCCACACAGAUUAUUCACCUGUUUUUCAUUUCCUCUGCUGGAUCGUUGACAUAUCUCUGAAAACCAAACUGUUUUGUUCACCACUUUUCUCUGGGAACCAGAAAAGCAGCAGCACUUCUUCAGAGAACUCCAAGUUAAACUACAGAUUUCAGUUCCACUUUGAGAAGAUGAGGCUGUGUCUCCUGCUCUGCAUCCUUUGUGUUAUUGCUGCUAUUGGCUACAGUCAGCAUUCAGAUAAAAUAGAAGUUCCUGGACCACUGGGACCACCAGGACCACCGGGACCACAAGGGGAACCAGGAGCUCAAGGGUUUCCAGGAGAUCCAGGGAUUCCAGGGGCACCAGGACCACUAGGGGCACCUGGAGCUCGAGGGUUUCCUGGAGCUCCAGGGGAAAAAGGAGAACCAGGAACACGUGGACCUGUUGGAUCUGCUGGAGUUAGAGGAUUUCCAGGGGAGAGAGGACGUCCAGGAUUACCUGGACCUGUUGCAAUGUGUGAAAGAGAUUUAAUUACACCUCUUUACCAGGACCUUGAACCAUUAAAGGAGGCCGUUGCUAAAUUAGACCUUGUCACAACCUACGACUUUGUCAAGAGGGUUGGCCAGAAAUAUUUCGUGUCCCACAGGGAGACGGGCUCGUUCUCGGGGGCUGUGGAGUUCUGCUCCAGUCAAGGCCUAGAGCUGGCUUUGCCACAGAACGAAGACGAGAACAACAUGUUGACCCGGGUGUUUGGUGAAACUGUCAAAACGGCCUGGAUCAGCGUCAACCAUAUGAAAUCAGAGGGGGACUUUACUACUGAUGUGAAAAACCGACCUCUGGUCUUCACCAAAUGGGCAGAAGAACAGCCAGAAAGAUCCAUCCAGGACACGGGCUGCAGCUUGCUGUCAGAAAACGGCAGGUGGCGGGUGACACGUGAUUGUUCUCAGAAGGCUUUUAUUGUUUGUCAGGUCCAGUAGAGCUCCUCCAGCAGGCGGAAACAGUUUCUACAAUGAACAAAACCGUCAUUUCUUACAGAUAAGAAAUUAAACAAAUAGCUUAAUUAAUAUUGUUAAUAUUACUAAUGCUAUUGUAUUGAUGACAUAUGCUAACUUUCUUUUUUAUGAUUAUGUUCAAGGUGACAGCGCGACGUAUAAACGCCUGUGAACUUACCAAAAUAAGAUUAACCCAAAUAUGUUUGCUGUAUGUUCUGUGACGCGGGAUCGUUUGGUGUGUUUAUUUUGUGUCUAGCGUUAAAAUGACCACAGCGCGUGUAGCUUACCAAAUUAUUGACGUAUUUUUUAACUGCGCCUCCCAGUAAGUUUUGAACGUACUUGUAUAUAUCCAACGUUUAACAUACGACUAUUUUGAAAGAGCCUUCAGUCGGAAGUGACAAAAGAUGUACCGUAGCUUUUUGUGUUGUGUCCCUUCAGCAGGAUAAGAUCUGUGUCCUUUAAUGGAACAAAGAAUAAAACAGCGUUACAUUGCGAACAAGCAGAUAUUUGCAAUAUCAACAUACGUAAAGUAUUAUAUCAUAUAUCCCUAUCAAAUAAAUAAAUUAUUAGCUAUGUAGAGAUUAUGUUAAAUAGGCUUGUGUGCGAAUGUCACAUAACAAGCAGAGUGGCGCAGCGGAAGCGUGCUGGGCCCAUAACCCAGAGGUCGAUGGAUCGAAACCAUCCUCUGCUAAUGUUUUUGUUUUUUGGUUUUGUUCGACAUCUUUUUGUCCAUUCCAAAAUGUAUCGUCAACAAUUAUAUUUUGCGGUAAAGUUUUUCUUUUUUAAAACGUAAAUAAUUCUUUAAUAUCAA
Molecule: messenger RNA, 1796 nt
Organism: Betta splendens (Siamese fighting fish)
Lineage: Eukaryota; Metazoa; Chordata; Actinopteri; Anabantiformes; Osphronemidae
Product: pulmonary surfactant-associated protein D-like
Exons: 5
Coding region: 185-970 (261 amino acids)
Source: RefSeq, a predicted model, not a curated record